Helicoverpa zea (corn earworm) is the source of this 2935-nucleotide messenger RNA. RefSeq names its product lipase 3-like. The transcript has a single exon. Gene Ontology annotation, molecular function: hydrolase activity, acting on ester bonds. Bases 9 to 1226 code for a protein of 405 amino acids. The record is from RefSeq and is a predicted model, not a curated record. Lineage: Eukaryota; Metazoa; Arthropoda; Insecta; Lepidoptera; Noctuidae.
CAAUCACGAUGAAUUUCGGUGACGCGAAUAUAUUUCGGUGCAUUAUCCUAGUGUUUUGUUUCGGAUACGUACAGAAUAGGCGUAAAAUAAAACUUAGUGCCGACGUAGACUUCCGUGAUCGAAAUUCGGACAUUUAUUUGAACUCCUUGCAGCUAAUAGCUAAGUACGGAUACAGGCCUGAAAGGCAUACAGUGAUAACAAACGAUGGUUAUUUAGUGAACUCCUAUAGGAUACCAAGCAGUGGACCUCCAGUGUUGUUAGUUCAUGGGAUUGGUGACAGUUCAGAUUCGUGGUUAGUGUUGGGACCGGCUAAAUCUGUGGCGUAUCAAUUAGCGGAUCUAGGAUACGACGUUUGGAUAUACAAUGCCCGGGGGAAUAAAUAUAGCAAGGGACACAUCAAAAACCUCUCUAAAAAAGAAUAUUGGAAUUUCAGCUAUGAAGAGAUGGGGACGCAAGAUUUGCCUGCAGUGAUUGAUUAUGUACUCCAAACAACGUUUCGACGUAACCUGUCCUAUAUUGGGUUUUCUCAAGGAACGGCGAUUUUUUUCGUCAUGUGUAGCACGAGACCCGAGUAUAACGAGAAGAUAAAUCAAGCCAUACUGCUAGCUCCGAUAGCGUGGAUAACGAACACUCAGUACCCAUUUAUGAACAUUUUAGCACAAAAUUUAGAUUUAUUGAAGACUUUUUUUGAUAGCAUCGGAGUGUAUGAUGUGUUUGCUAAUAAUGUAUUGAGUAAUCUUUAUCAUGCGAAAGUGUGUCGGGAAGGGGUGCCUGAGAAUAUAUUGUGUAAGUUGGAGUACUAUAUUAGUUAUGGCAUUAGGAAUAUAAGUAAUUUAUAUCCAGAAAAACUACCAGUGCUUGCUAGUCAUAUUCCUGCCGGAGUAUCAACGAAGACGUUUGUUCACUAUUUUCAAAGUUAUUUGAGUAAACAAUUCCAAAGAUUUGAUUACGGAUCGAAAUUAAAUCAAGAGGUUUAUUCAUCGACGCAGCCUCCUUCUUACGACCUAUCCUUGGUAACCGCGCCAAUUUAUAUGUUCAGUAGUGAGUCUGAUUGGUUUAGCACUCCAAUUGAUGUCGAAAGACUUACGAAGCGACUACCAAAUAUUGUUAAAAGUGUCAAGUUAAAUCAAUCUUUAGAUUUCACGCAUUUGGAGUUUGUUUAUGGUACUCGAGUCAAUGAAAUUGUUAAUGAUGAUAUUAAAAGAAUACUAAGAGGAGAUAUCUAAAUGUUUUUUUUUUUUUGUAAUUUUAUGAGCUGUGAUAAUUUUAAAAUUGUACUGUUGUGAUGGUUAAAAUCUUCAAGAUUUUAUCCACUGUUGUUUUUUUCUUAAUUUAGAUAGUUAUUAAUGUUAAUGAAUAUUGAAUGUAUUUACCUUGGUCUAGAUGUAAACAAGUUCCUCCGAACACAGAGACCUGAAUGAUAUUGUUAAUUAGCAUGGUGAAGUUAUUGAAUGGCCUGACCUACGAUAAAGUGAUAUAAUUUUAUUAUUAUUUCAUAAAACAAUAGGCUCUAGUUUCCUGGUAUCUUCUGAGUGUUCUAACAUACUGAGUUCCACGGAGUUGUUUAAGUUAUUUAAAGCGAAUUCCUACAGCAUUGUAUUCUAUGGCUGACUCUAUUUUGUCUUAUGGAUAAAUAAAAAUAACAACAUACAUCAAUAGACAUUCUUAUAAAUAUUGAAAGAGUAGGAAAAGGGUAAAAAUACCUUUUUUGUAAAUUGACAAAUAAAAUAAACGCGUUUUGGUUUUCUGUAUGAAACCAAAGGGGUACUUUGAUAGGGGUAAAAUUGCUUAAGGGACGAAUAGGGGUAACCAAAGGAUUUGCAAUCAUUGCGAUAUUUUGAAACAGAUUAUAUUCCUAGCCGAAUUCCUAAAAAGAAGGGGGAUCUCAAUUCGAAUGUCGGAUGUAAGUAUAUGGACCAAAUACCUUAGUUAUGUUAGCAUCCGUAACACGAGCUAAUAAAUAGCUUCCCAUAGGGUUAACCGACCGUAUGUUCCCCAUAUUUAUAAAAUAAUUAUUAUCGAUAAAGAUCAACAUCAUAUUCUACUUACUUUAUACAAAUAUUUUUAUUUUUUUCAACUUCAGGCUCAGGUCAAGCCAGGUCAUUGGUAUAAACUUAUAGAUUUGAAAACUGUAGGUACCUAAUGUAAUUCUCAAGUAGUUUAUUAAAAUAUUAAGUAAACUACCGGCGAGAUUUUGUCAUGCAUUUGUAGCAAAAAUGUAUAUUUACUGAAAUGUAUUUUGUUCAAAUACUAUUUCCAACUGCCAUCUAAACAUCUUUAGAAGGAGUUACGGAAAGCCAAAAGCCAAAAAGUCUGACAACCAAGCUUAUCAAGGGCCAUUGGGUUGCUGGGGUUAUCUGGGGUUGAUGAGGUUAGAUAGGCAGUCGAUUCAUGUAAAACACUGGUAUGCUCAUGCAUUGGGUUAGACUGGAAAGCUGACCCCAGUGUAGUUGGGAAAACUUUAGACGUCUAGGGAAAGACAGACGAUAAAAUGAAUGUGAUCUAGGUAAAUAUAGAACAGAUUAUAAUUAGGUACAGUCCCAAUUUUUCUCUCACCUAUUGAUUGUGAUAUCCUUAAAAUAUUGUACCUGAGUGUAUUUUUGCAAUUAAUAAAUGUCACAAAAAUAUCUACAGGUAUGGCGGAAUAUUUACCUAUUGUCUUUAGAACAAUAAGUAAAUAUUUGGAAUACUAAGAGUUAAGUGCCAUUGAUUUCAUUUGUAGGUGCUCAACGAGCCUGUUAUAUCAAAUUAAAUGCUGUUUUGUGAUUUAUUUAUUACUGGGAUACAUUAAUCAAUGUGUUACAAGUUCAUAAAGUUAAAAUGCAUGUGAAAAUUCAUACUCAAAAUUGUGACGGGAACUAGUUUUAGCGGUGCGCUGUGUAUUAAAAUAAUGCUUUAUAACGCGGAAUUGUUUGUCGUGUGGCCAGGAAAUGUA